AUGGUUAGCGACAGCAAGUUUCACCAGAGCCUGAACGGUCUCGACGAGAAUCCCCUGCGCAGGGCGUGGCGCGGAAACAAGGAGGGCACCAUCGAGCUUGCGUCCGUGCCGAAAUUCGACAGUCCCUACGAUGAGCGCGAGUGGAUCAAGGCUCAUAUGGCCGCUGCUUUCCGCUACUGGGGCAAGCUUGGAUUCGGCGAAGGUGUCUCUGGUCAUAUCACGGUUCGCGACCCGGUUCUCCCUGAUCAUUAUUGGAUGAACCCCUUCGCGGUUCACUUUUCUGUUAUCACCAAAUCCCACCUCGUCCUCGUAGGACCCGACGGCUACGUCUCCCCUCAUGGCGCUCAGCUUCCCAUAAACACCUCUGGCUUCCACAUCCACAGCGCCAUACACAAGGCGCGUCCAGACGUCAAGGCUGCUGCCCACUGCCACUCGGUCAAUGGCAAGGCGUGGUCCGUCUUCGGGAAGCCCAUCGAUAUCUUGACGCAGGACGCUUGCUUCUUCCACGACAACUUGGCCGUGUACAACAACUUUGGCGGCGUCGUCCUAGCGCAGGAAGAGGGAGAGAACAUCGCGCAAGCGCUCGGGCCUAAGCGCAACACCUGCAUCCUCCAGAACCACGGUCUCAUGACGCUUGGCAAGACGGUGGAUGAGUCUGUCUACCUGUUCGCCGCACUGGACCGGAUGUGCAAGGUUCAGUUGAUGGUCGAGGCGGCCGCGGCCAGCGGGCUCAAGAAGACGGUGAUCGACCCUCAGGACGCGGAAUUUUCUGCGAAGACGCUGCAGCAUUGGGAGAACAUGUAUGUAAACAGGACUUAUGCUUCGCUGUAG
Molecule: messenger RNA, 831 nt
Organism: Schizophyllum commune H4-8
Lineage: Eukaryota; Fungi; Basidiomycota; Agaricomycetes; Agaricales; Schizophyllaceae
Product: arad-like aldolase/epimerase
Exons: 6
Coding region: 1-831 (276 amino acids)
Cellular component (GO): cytoskeleton
Molecular function (GO): actin filament binding
Source: RefSeq, a predicted model, not a curated record